AUGGCGGCUGAGGGGGGCCGGGGCCGGGACCGGGACGCGGCCCCACAGCCCCAGCUCGGCCGUGGAGAAGAUGUUUUAGAUGAGGCAACGAGGAAGGACCUGUUCACCGACACAUUCUGUAAGGUUUGCAGGGCAGUGCUGCAGUCUGAGUCCCAAACGAUGUCCCACUAUGAGAGCAAAAAGCAUGCUCGGGAAGUUUGUCUUUACACCCAAACGCACGCUGAGAAGGAUGAGAGGCAGGAGAAUGGCAAAAAGAAGAAAACAAACUAUAUUAAUUUUCAGGUGGAUGGGAGCGGUGAAGCAGAUAAAAACAAAUACUGCAGUCUCUGCAACAUGAUUUUUUCCUCCCCAAUUACUGCGUUGUCUCACUACUUGGGAAAGAUCCACGCUAAAAACCUGAAGCAAGCAUCAAGAGACAAAGUCCUGAUGGCAGCACAGAGCACGCAGUCUGUUUCUGCUGAAGAGUUUGCAUCAACCUCCAACAGAAGUUUAGAGUUAAAUGAUACAAAGUACUGCCAGCUCUGCUGUGCUCCCUUUGAUAAUCUGCUCUCGGCCCAGCAGCAUUAUGUUGGUAAGAAACACAGAAGAAACGUAGCACGGAAAAAAAUAAUGGAGGAGCUGGGAGACGAAGCUCUCCUUGCAGAAUCCAGAACAAAUGAUUCCUUAUCCUCUGUGGUUUGGCGUGGUCCUUACACGUGCCAUGUUUGUAAUAUCAUGCUUUCGUCUAUAGAAGCGUACAAGUCCCACGUGCAAGGGAAGAAACACCAGACCAAUUUAUGCAGAGCAACAAAGGUUGUCAGUCUUGUGGAGAAUUCAAAGAAAACUUAUGACUCCUUUCCAGAUGAAUUAACAGAUUGCAUUCAAGUUUCAAAAGCUAGAGGUCCAGAGCAAAGAACAUAUUUGAGAACAGCAGAAGAGGAAGAGUUUCAAAAUAAAGAUGCUGAAGGAAGAAGUGACCUUGGUGAGGUUGUAUCUUCAACCUUUAAGUGUGAACAAAGCUGGCACUCCAACACUUUCUCAGAAACCCAGUCACCUACAAAUACUGGGGAAAAGAGAUCUCCCAGUUGGCCAUCAGCUUGUGAGCAUGCUCUGGAAAAGGCACCUAAUUGUAACUGUAACGUGGGACACUGUAUAGAAGAGCAAACAUCUGAAGUGGCCACCAUCAGGGAGAAAAGCUUUAGACUAUCAGUUGCAGAAUCUAAAGAUUACUGCAAAUUUGAGGUUGAUGAAACUUUUACUAGCUGCUACAGAGAACAGAAACUUCAGAUAAAACACAAUGAGGAGGAAAAAUACAUUAGUGAAGAGCUGAAGUGUAAGAAAGAAGCCACAACACCAAAAAGGAAGGAAAAUAGUGAAGAUGCAGAUUUUGGAAAAGAAAAUGAGAGGCAAAAGCGAAUUAAAUUUGACAUAGACUCGGUAAAUGAGAAGAAAUCAAAGCUUUAUAAAGGCAAAAGUCUUAAAGAAAACCCUGCUGAGAAAGAGAGCAGAAAGCACAGAAAGGAUAAACAGAAACCACAGACAAAUGUCAAAACAGAAGAAGAGCUGCUUUGGGAUGAAUCUGUCUUUGGAUACUGA
Messenger RNA from Cygnus atratus (black swan), 1575 nucleotides. It is a transcript of the gene KRCC1, whose product is annotated as lysine rich coiled-coil 1. Gene Ontology annotation, molecular function: zinc ion binding; nucleic acid binding. Lineage: Eukaryota; Metazoa; Chordata; Aves; Anseriformes; Anatidae. The transcript is spliced from 7 exons. The coding region runs from base 1 to 1575 and encodes 524 amino acids. The record is from RefSeq and is a predicted model, not a curated record.